Lepisosteus oculatus (spotted gar) is the source of this 3074-nucleotide messenger RNA. RefSeq lists its product as uncharacterized. The record is from RefSeq and is a predicted model, not a curated record. NCBI's taxonomy places the organism in Eukaryota, Metazoa, Chordata, Actinopteri, Semionotiformes, Lepisosteidae.
UGAAGCAAGAGGCUAUACAGAAACCAUAGACCAGGCUGGGGGAAAUGCAGCCCAAGAUUGAGGCCAGGAGCAGGUGGAUCCUGUUUUUGAAUCGCAACAGGAAUGCUCUGUCUGAGCAAAACCCAAAAGACAGGGAUCCCAGAUAUAGACAGAUGCACCAGUUUGAAAAGACACAGAUUCAGCUGGCUGUGAAGGAUGUGGUCAUCCCUGAUCUGUCAGACAUGAUGGGAAUCACUCCUCGAUCACAGUCUGCCAGGACCCCACAAUGCAGAAGGACACGGAGCACUCGGAGUCCCCAAAAAGUCUGCUCAGCUCGCGUCUCUGAUCCGAAGGGGAGCAGUGAAGAGAUGCUGGCGUCAGGAAGAGCCACAGGAGUCGGCAUGAGGCCAGUGAGCGCAACAGUGACAACCAGCAUGAUCCCCAGAGACACAGCAGACGCCCCCCUCACUGCACGAGGGGUUCGCUGCCGUCUGCAGGAGAGACCCCACAGUGCCAGGGUCCCGAGAGCAGUGGGGCCUCUUCACAAGAUGGCAGGAGGAGCUGCACCAGGAGAGGAGUCUUCCCUACAGCUUAAAGAUGGGCUCAAUGUCGACCAAGUCCAGGGGUUUCGCUGCCGUCUGCAGGAGAGACCCCACAGUGCCAGGGUCCCGAGAGCAGUGGGGCUUCUUCACAAGAUGGCAGGAGGAGCUGCACCAGGAGAGGAGUCUUCCCUACAGCUUAAAGAUGGGCUCAAUGUCGACCAAGCACAUGUGGGAAGAAUUGCAAGCCAGCCUCCAGAAACCAAUAUGGUUCAACACAAGGAAUCCAGAGACGCUGAUGGGGACUCCAGAGAGACACCUGCUGCAGGCAUACUGCACCUCUACUUGCCCUCUACAAAAUAUGAGGAGGAAGAUGACGAGGAGGAAGAAGGGAGGCAUCAGAUCAAGAGAACUGGACAACUGGAACCCCAGGAUGCCAGCGGGAUGACUCAUCCCCCUGUCCUCCGUUCGAGCAGAGACAGGAGCAGGGAAUUCAUGAAGCAGACGAAAGGCAGUGCCCCUAGCACGCGUGCCAGUCUGGAUCAAUCCAGAAAUUGCUCUCCGAUGGUUUACACCCGUAGGAGGAAGCCCAUGCCCAUUAAAAGAUAUCUCCCAGCUGCCACUGUGCUUUUGGAACCAUCUGACUCCACCACAAAAUGUCCCUUGGAAAAGGGAACAUUGUGGUGAAGCUCCACAGUUCGGGAAUAGGAUGAGCAGGUCCUACUCCACGCCAGGACAGCAGAGCUCUGCAGAAGGAGGAGCUAAGCCGAAUGAGAUGUCGUGCCACACAGGUGACAAGAGCAUGGCAUGCCCGCCUAAAAAUAAUGACUAUGAAAGAGACAUCCUUUCUCCUGGACUGUGGAACAUCAAAUCAAAGACUACCAAGACCUUCAGGCUAGGCCAAGAUGGAGCCCAAGAAACAAAGACAGUAUACUAUCUGCGAGCAAUCGAUCGUACACCCAGGACGGCAAGUUUUGCAGAAAAUACAUAUUCAUCAACCCGACACUAGCCCUCGCCCUCUCUUACUGUGUGAUUCCAAAUUGGUUUCUGAUGAUCAGCUGUCACGCUGUUACAAGACUUUGCAUGUAGGAUUUGCCGAAAGACAAGGUCAAGUUCAAAAACGGCAGUUUUCAUGCAAUUUUCUAUUUAUUCUGGCCUGAUAACGGGUUUCAGAGAAUGUUGGAGAAACUUGCUUGUUUCGCUGUGCUGUUUGGAAGCUGCGUCAGAAGAUUAUCCGUGUGAAUUUUCUAAGUGGUUUUGGUGCUUUUUUUAUACUCUCUGGGCUUCAUGUUUUUUGGGGAUGAAUUUCUUUAUGUUUUGCUGUAUUGAAGCAUUAAUGAAUUGAAGCAUUGAAUUGAUAGAAUUUAAAGCAUCACUAUCGCUUUCUCAGCCUUGUAAGAAGAAAUGCCCAUUUUUGUUGUUGUUAUCAUUGCUUUGCUUUCACUUGUUCUAUGAACAACCUUCUCAGCCUUAAAAGGAAAAAAAAAACCUUCCAAGUCUUCAGACCUGUUGUGAAAGAACCUCAGACACUAAACCUUGCUUAAGUGGGAGAGGGAGAGAGAAAACUGUGUUUUUGUUUAAUUCAUGUCAACUGCCAGAAAGUUGCAAACUUGGUUUUGAAUGAAAUCAUGUGAUAGUCAAAUUGAAACAUGAGCCCAAGCAAAGGAAAACCACUUCAAAUCAAAUAGCAAACUUCCUUCUGGUCUUGAUUUUCUUUUAAACAGGACCAAAUUCAGCAUGAGUAAGAAAAUGUGAAUGAAUUAUUUUACUAAAAUGUAUUUAGAUUAACUUUGGCCUGGAUGUGGAUUUUGCUACUUUGCGUUUUUGUUUGUCUUGGUUCUAGUUAAGUGACUGACAAGGCGAUAAAUUGUAUAUCUCCACAAAACACAUAUGACCAGACUUAUUUCAACUACAGAAAUUAUGUUUCAUACACAUAGGAUAGAUUUUUACAAUAUACUGCGUGUGUUAUUUGAAAACACACAGCAUUUGAAUUCUGUUCCUUCACUGUGUACAAAGACAAUUUUAGCAACACUUUUUUGUGCCACUAAAAAGGUAGAACUAAUUUCUUUUAAAAUAGUGUCCAAAAUUGUAUUGUCUUGCAGUGAUUCUCCUGCCUAAAUGUCAGACAGGAGGAAUGGCGAUGAAGUGGUCAGUAUUACAGACGUAUUGCGGUCUUUACAGUUUUUGUAUAUAUUUAUCAACAGAACAUCAAAUCAAUUAUAUGGGUAUCAUGAAAAAUAAAGAUAAUAUGAUUUGCAAAAAUUCCAAGAAUGUUAAUUCUGAAAGGCUAUUACAAGCACGUUAGAAAUUAAAUCAUGCACCUGUCACUUCAGAAGUGAAACACCCUUGCUGUUCCUAAAAAUGCAACACAGAAUAUGACCUUCUCUCUAGCGGUUGGGCAAUUAUUAAUUAAAGAAGGACAGCAAAAUCUCGGUAAAAUGUCAAAUCCAGUCCUGUGUCAAAGUGUCCAGGUGAGUAUGGAGUCAUAUGGUCCCAACGAAGCAAGUCAGUAAGCAGAAUUCUUCAGUUUAGUGAAAUUUGAUGACUGACGGAAAU